UCGUUUGAAGUACCUUGAAGUUCAUGUUGAAGUGUUAGAACCUCCUGUCUCACAACUCGUAUAACCAUGGACGUCGGCGAGCUUAUUGAUAUCCUCCGGGCCUACACAGAUCCACACCAGCGAGAGACGGCGGAGAAACAACUCGAGCAGGUACACAAAAUCAUCGGCUUUGCACCGUCCCUGCUGCAAGUUGUGAUGACCGGCAGCGUGGAAAUGCCUGUGCGUCAGGCAGGCGCCAUCUACCUGAAGAACCUGCUAGUCCAGUUCUGUCAAGAAAAAGAGCCACCACCACAGCCACAGCCGCUGCCAUUUCACAUUCACGAGCAGGAUCGAGCCAUGGUGUGCAAAGCACUCGUUGGCGCCAUGGUGCACGCACCCGAGCUGAUCCGCGUGCAGCUCUCGUCCUGCCUUGGCUGCGUGCUCAAGAGCGACUUUCCAGGACGAUGGAUGGGUGUCGUGUACAAAGUCAUUGUCUAUCUGCAAUCACCUGAGAGUGCCAGCUGGGCGGGUGCUCUGUUGGCCCUGUACACAUUUGUCAAGAACUACAAGUACAAGCCCGAGGAGCAAGAGCCUCUGCGUGAGGCGAUGCAGCUGCUGCUGUCGUUGCUGCAGCAGCGCCUGGCGCAGCUGCUGGCCGACCAGUCGGAGACCUCUGUGCUCCUGCAGAAGCUAAUCCUCAAGAUCUAUUCUGCGCUUGUCCAGUACCACUUCCCAUUGGGACUCAUCUCGCGCAAAGUGUUGACGCAGUGGAUGGAGCUUCUGGCAGUCAUCCUCUUCAGACCGGUGCCCGAUGUGGCAAACGAAGUGGACGAAGGUGAACGACCUGAGCUUCCUUGGUGGAAGUGCAACAAGUGGGCCCUCCACAUCGUCAUACGCAUCUGUGAGAGGUAUGCCAGUGCUGGAUUUCAUAGUAAGGAGUUCAGAGAAUUUGCAGACCUCUUCAUCAAUCUACGCAACAAGCGAAUCCACCUAGCAGUGAUCCGUUUGUUGCACCAGCACCUGCACCAGCACCUCUACAUCCCACCUAGGGUUGUUCAACUUCUGUUCAAGUUCAUCUUGUUGGCUUUGCUGUUUUUCCAAAUUUCUAGAAGCCCUACAACGGGCACACAAACCCAGCCAGUAUCAGCCGAGGAUACGCCGGCAACUUCCGACAUGAUCUAGUCGGCCAGGAACGACGCAAUAGACCAAAUGCAGGCCACCGGUGAAGAGGUCCUGCAAGGGAAACAGUAAUGGCCAGUAGGGCGAGGCAUGACGGGCUACUUGCAAGGCUUGUUGUGGCUGCUAUAGAAAGUUAUUUUGCUCACUGUCCUUGGCAGACAGUUGAUGACAAGUAUUCUAAUUUCUUUGCCGUUGAAUCCGAUUUGUUUUUGUAUCUAUUCACCAAGAACUUUCACCGUAUAAGUAUGUGAUAUUUUUGUUUGCAAUAAAUGUAUAUGA
This is a messenger RNA of Dermacentor silvarum, 1437 nucleotides long. Its product is annotated as importin-8. The record is from RefSeq and is a predicted model, not a curated record. NCBI's taxonomy places the organism in Eukaryota, Metazoa, Arthropoda, Arachnida, Ixodida, Ixodidae. Gene Ontology annotation, cellular component: cytosol; nuclear envelope. The transcript has 7 exons. Gene Ontology annotation, molecular function: small GTPase binding. Gene Ontology annotation, biological process: protein import into nucleus. Bases 67 to 1161 code for a protein of 364 amino acids.